This is a messenger RNA of Rhagoletis zephyria (snowberry fruit fly), 669 nucleotides long. Lineage: Eukaryota; Metazoa; Arthropoda; Insecta; Diptera; Tephritidae. The record is from RefSeq and is a predicted model, not a curated record.
AUGGCCGGAAAAAAACGAAAAACUACAGGUGCAUUGAGUAAAUCUGAAACUGAAAGUGCCACUGCUCCAAAAGUAAACAAAGUUCGUAAAGCUAAAAAUCCAGUUAUUUAUUCUGGACCAUUCAUUUGUGAAGAAAAUGGGUGUGGAAAGGCGUUUAACCGAACUAAUGUUUUAGAAACUCAUUCCCUCAUCCACAAUAUUGUGAAUCGUUUUGAGUGCAAUUUUCCACUUUGCGGCAAGGUUUUCAACAAUCGAGGCAACACUCUUGCUCACAUCAAAUCACAUCUGGAUACAAAGAAGCUGGAAAGCAAACACUUUAAAAAUAAUGCCAUCGACAACAACUACGACCCUCUUUACUUUUUACUUGUAGAUGGCUUACAGGCUAAAAUUGAUUGCGAGCUGAGCGAAAAUAGGGAGACUGUCAUUGCGAACCCCAGUGAGCAAAAGAAAUUGUUCCAAGAAUUGGCCCAUCUGCGGAAAACUGCCAGCAGUAAAGUAAAACGAUUCCAAAAAGAGCGACUGGAACAGAUGGAAGAAAAAAUUAACUGCAAAAAAGAACUAUGCAAAUCAAAAACUGAAAAGUACAAAGCCCGCGUCCGAGUUGAGGCUGAAAAGUCAAUUGAAGAGUUCAAAUUGAAGUACGGAAUGGAGCUGAGCGACGAUGAGUAG